Molecule: messenger RNA, 7821 nt
Organism: Exophiala xenobiotica
Lineage: Eukaryota; Fungi; Ascomycota; Eurotiomycetes; Chaetothyriales; Herpotrichiellaceae
Exons: 1
Coding region: 205-7578 (2457 amino acids)
Biological process (GO): phosphatidylinositol phosphate biosynthetic process
Cellular component (GO): endosome membrane; fungal-type vacuole membrane
Molecular function (GO): 1-phosphatidylinositol-3-phosphate 5-kinase activity; ATP binding; metal ion binding
Source: RefSeq, a predicted model, not a curated record
CGUUGCCCAUUUCCUACCUACUUAGAGGCCUGUCAAUUUAUGAUCCUUUAUACUCUCCUAUUCGACCAUGGCCGCCCGUGGCUGGCUCCGGCGAGAUAGAAGUCACAACAAAUCCGAUAUUGUCAAUAUGGCCUAUCGAGCAUGAAGACAUCCGCACACUAUCACAGACAUUCUGUGGCCGACAGGUCACCAGACUGAUACACAAUGCCCACUGCCAGUCAAGAUAACCCUAGUCCCUCCGCCUCCUCCAUCUUCCUCCCGCUCGGUCGAAGAGCGCGGCGGGACUCGAAAGCCUCGUUGUCCAAUGACCUCGAUCAAGAUGCCCUCAACCAGGCGCUGAACACAAUCCAUACCGCAGCGUCCCAGUCCAACAACCUGACAGUCUUCAACGAGUAUACAGAUCCUCCUGCGGCUGCCUCGAACCAAGAGAACAAGACCUUGGCGAGCGAGAUACAAGGUGGAAUAUCUGGACUCUACAACAAGCUGAGGGCGAGCGUAGGAGCGGUCAAAGAGAACGAUGAUCGUCAUGAGGAGCAGGCUACACCUGGGCAGAGCGAGGACAAUGACCUCUCCAAACCCAGCUCCGGUUCUACAUCAAAGGCUCAUUCGCCCAAGUUGUAUGCUGUUGACUCUCCGGCCGCGAUCGAUCAUUUUUUUCAAUCGUCAAAGAUGUCUUCGAAAGCGACAAGUGUGACCAAAGUAUCGCUGCCGUCGACUCCUUCAAUCAGAUCACCAACUGGCCCUCCGCAGCCCUCGGCUCAUUUAGCUGAUCCAUCGGUCACCAAUGUCAAUAUUCACGCGGUCAGUUCAGCAAAUCACUCCAGAGCUGGUUCUGGAUUCGAUCUUGACUCUCCAGCACCAGAACGCAUGACUGCAUCUGGCGACAGCGACAGUCUAAGGCGCGUCUUUUCCAAGCCUGGCGCUGAGUCCUCCGCGGCUGAUCGGGGAAGUCGACUUGUCACCUCUCCUCGACUGCAAGCUGCUCAGAGACCCAGUCCACGCCUAUCAAUAUCUCAUGAACGCGGUUUGUCAUCCACUUCCACGCAAAGCCAUACUAGCCAUGCCGAUCCGUUGGCAAAUUCACAGCAAUUCACCCUCAAUGGGGACGCACCGGCCAUGCGAGUUUCCCCAAGCAAGCAGGACGCUGGGUCUCAGAAACACCCCACUAACCCUUUAGAUCUGCUUGCCGAAACUGCAGUCCACCCCUCAAAGCUUCAUCUAGGGUCUCAGGGAAAACCAAACGACGUUUCUAGCAUCAAAUCCCCUCUUUCUGCUACUUCAACAUCAAGACCUGCUGAAAGGCUUGCACCAAAGGUCAGCCAGUCCAAAUUGCCCGGUUUCAGAGCGCCUCGUACGUCCUCGUCAGACUCAACUAUCUUCACGGGUGUAGGACGCCACACUCGAGAGGCUUCAGUGGAUGAGAGUAAGCAAAAAGGGUUCAAUGUUGCCCCACAAGCACGGCCAAUGAGCAGGUUACGCAGCAAGCUUUUGAGCAAGGAGUUUUGGAUGCGGGAUGAGAACGCGAAAGACUGCUUUCAUUGUGGUGAACAAUUCACGACAUUCCGUCGAAAGCAUCAUUGUCGUACUUGCGGCCAGAUCUUCGACAACAAGUGUACAGUACUGAUCAGUGGAACCCAUUUCGGGUCCAACAGCGCUAUCCGUGUCUGCAAACCUUGUGAAUCUAUCAUCACCUCCCACGAUGAUGAUUCUUCUGACUAUUCAGUGGAGGAUCUCGCCCUCACUGAUCCCCGCCCUCGGACCCCAGAGCCCAACACCCAGAACCGUCAGCUUGCUCGCUUCGAUGACGACAACGCUUCCAUGACUUCUCAGUCCUUGGAACAGAUGUCAAAGACACCCACGAUGAGUUUCCCAUUACGACGAGCAUUCGAAGGGGCAGACCGAAGCUCCGCCGUGCUGGAAUUCGAUACGACUGACCGGCCCCUGCCACGACCUAGCUCCUCCAGGUCACUAAAGCCAAGUCAUUCCAUCGGCCACGGUCACAAACGUCACCACUCUAAACAUCAACACAUCCGGAAUUUUAAGGCUUACCAUGAAGAUCGGGCUCCCUUUCAACGACGUGCAGCAGAGGAGACCCUCAAAGAAGGCAAAUCCUCCGCUUUUCACCGUGACAGCAUAAUUGAUCCAGAUCUCGCCCAGUAUCUCUCCGAUGAUCCGUCCAGCGAGGAUGAGCCUUCCAUCAAUGAAGCCCUUAGUCCAGACAAGCUUUCGCGCAGUGGCCCUGAUAGCGACAGAACCGCUAUAAGGGGCCUUCUUGCUGCUGUACGAAAAGGCCGGUCACGAAUCGGAGAUCGCAGCAUUGCAGGGCUGCUAAGUCUGGGCAAAGAUAACGACGAUGCUAGUGUGAUCAGCUCUCGCAACCUCGACACUGUGAGGGGCUCUCGAAAGCGAAAUCUCAGUGUCUCCAGCAGCAUCCACCAACGCACUCCCCGAACAACCAGAGAACGAUUACAAAUCAUUGUGCCCGGCCAGGAUGAUGCGCAGGAUUCUCCGGCAGACGCCUCCAGCAUGUAUCGUGGCCAUUCACGAAUGAUCCGCAGUGCGUCCAUGCGUGGGGUGGCCGCCCCAGCAAUGGAGCUGAAUCGUGCCAGUAUACAACAUGUACACAAGCUUCUUCAGCAGCUCCUCAAAGACGCCAAUAUCCCCAAGGCCUCAAGCUGGGAGGAUGCCCUCAUACCAAUCUUACUAAAAGCUACCGACGAUGUGGAUCCUGAUGUGCAAGGUGGCGACGACAUUGAUAUCCGCAAUUACGUGAAAUUGAAGAAGAUACCAGGUGGUAAACCAGGAGAUACAGCCUAUAUUUCUGGUCUCGUUUUCACCAAAAACGUUGCUCUGAAAAGCAUGGCUCGGUCUCAUUCGAAUCCUAAAAUCUUGAUUAUCACGUUUGCGCUUGAAUAUGCUAGGCACGAGCAGCAUUUUCUGAGCCUGGAUCCUGUCAUUAGGCAGGAACGAGAGUAUCUCAGUAACCUCGUUGGUCGCAUUGCUGCACUGAAACCGGACGUCCUUCUGGCGCAGCGGAACAUCUCAGGUCUCGCGCUUGAGCUUCUCGAAAAGGCGAAGAUUACAACAAUUUUCAACGUCAAGUCGUCAGUUUUGGAAGCAGUGUCACGGUGUACACAAGCUCGGGUCAUGCAUUCGAUGGACAAACUCACGUCACAGGCAGAUCCAUUUGGCCGCUGCGACUCCUUUGAAGUCAAAACGUUUGUGGCGGAAGGCAGGAAGAAAACCUACGUCUAUCUCUCGGGUUGUCCCCCACAACUGGGGUGUACCAUCGCACUUCGAGGCGCAGACCGACAGACCCUGGCCAAGAUCAAACAUGUUACUGAAUUCAUGGUCUAUGUCGUUUAUAACCUGAAACUCGAGACAUGUUUGAUGAGAGAUGAAUGGGCUUUGAUACCGAGUGCUCCAACAGCGCAAGGUGCAGAGCCCAGUAUCGCGCCUACUAAUCUGAUAUCUAAGACAUCUGCAACAAGCAAUGGAAGCCACGAAACCAGCGGAGAUCCGGCAACAGACGCGACGAAAGCCGACGGUCAACCAAAGGUGGAGGCGGAUGUCUCUAAUGCAGACAUUCUCUCAUCCGAAAAAGAUGGCAAUCUUAUGCCACCUACCGGGUUGGAUAGCGCAGAUUCUGUGCACAUUCCGGAUGACAUACCCGUGCCUACGUUUUAUGAAGACCUUGUACUUAAACAUGAAACCCGGAUCCUCUCUGCAUCACCAUUUGUGAAGUUUUCGCAACCUUAUCUCCUUAUGCGUGCGCGUGAGCUGGAGAGACGCGUUGCAUAUCUCAAGAGACUUCGAGACCAGGAUCUGUCCGCUGAACAAGCAAUGGAAGACAAGGGAAAGUCCGCCAAGUUUACAUUGAUCCAACCUGAGAUGGUGCAUAUACCACUUGCUGGUGCUAGCAAGAAAGUCAGAGAGAUUAUUCACGCCGUGCAUGAUGCCGAGUACGACAAGGCCCUCUACAACUAUGAAACUCAGAAGAAGCAGUGGGAGACAUAUCUCUCCGGGAACCGCAAUCUCUUCGAUCCUUUUGCUCAUCAGAAUAUUGUGGUUCUGUUCAGCCUGGUCUCAACACAGACCUCGGUGCCAUGUUCUGGGCCAGAUCUCUUGGCCUUCAGCUUCUACAACGAACACGAGACCGAAGCCGAGUUUGAAGCAGACUGUACGCUUGGCCAGUAUGUCGAGGAUUUAUGUUAUCGUGCGAACGAGCCGUGUCAGUCGGAUGCUUGUGAAAAGCCGAUGCACGAACACCAUCGUCAAUACGUGCAUGGCGAGGCUCAGGUCACAGUGGUUGUCCAGCCAUAUCCGGCGAAGAUGCGCGGAUUCCAGGAUGUCAUCCUCAUGUGGAGUCAGUGCAAGGUGUGCGGAGUUGAGACCACCGUAACUCCAAUGUCACCAAGCAGCUGGAAAUAUUCCUUUGGAAAAUACCUCGAGCUCUCAUUCUGGAGUGCAGACCUGCAUGCUCGAGCGGGCAUUUGUCCCCAUGACCUUCACAGAGACCAUUUACGCUACUUUGGCUACAAAGACUUCGCUCUACGCGUCCAUUAUGAUCCAAUCGAUCUCUUGGAGAUCAUUGUUCCAAGAAUGAGAAUUACUUGGAAAGUCGACAACGAUCUGAAAUUCCGCAACGAAGUGUAUACUCGUCUGGAACAACGGAUUACUCGAUUCAUGGUAUCCGUAAAGCUUCGUUUGAAAAACAUCAACGUCGACGCCGUUUUACCUGAGGCUGCCGAAGCAUGUCACGCAGAGAUCGAGAAGCUGACAAAGAGAGCUACUGAGGAGCAUGCAAGCCUAAUCAAAAAGCUUCAAGAAUGCUAUACCAAUUCCAGGUACUGGGAGACUAUUCCCUUUAAUAGCAUCAUUCGUGAAGGGCAAGAAAAAGUGUCUGUGUGGGACACAACAUUUGCAGAUUUUGAAGGGGAUUUCUUCCCCUCAGAGAAAGAUAUCAGGAGACUCGCUACUUUACAACUGAAGAAGAUUUUCCUCGACCGCGAUGUGUCCGUAACGUCUUUGACGACCCAUGAGGAAGGUUUGACUACACCUCCUACAGAAGAGACAAUUGACGAAAAGGACGAGUCAGCAGAAAAACGUCCUGAUGCCCUCGAGUUGCGAAGAGGUUCGAAACUUUCGCCAGAAAAGACGCAGGAUGUCCUUCAGUCAGUACUCACCGAACACUCAAAUAACCCAUCAAUGGAGGACGAGGCUCCGGCGUCUUCGGAAGUGAUGAAAUCUGACGUGCAGAAUCUCCCAUCUGUUCUGGAUGGACCAAGGAAUAUUGAGGAUGUAAAGCACCUUGAUCUGGCAAUAGAAUUGCCAGGUCACAGGGAAACCCUGCCCGGUGCCGGCACUGAGCUUGAUUCCUCUGCAACAGCGAGAUCGACAGAGAUCACCCAUAAGCCAUCAAAGCUUAGCCCUGCGCUGGGUCCGGACACGGAGGCAUCCGGGACUCUGAUCACAACCGCGCGGACUCACUCAAUUGACUUACCUGUGAUAGCGGAAGAUCCCAUCGUACCCUCUACAAUGCGGCGAACAUCGGAUGGCAAAUCGGCUUCGCCUAAACUCGCUCGUGCACACUCUCAGCCAGCUGGCUCGAUCGAACUGCGUCUAAAUGCCGGCCAACCCCCUUCAAGCACGCUGUCAGCAAUCAGUGCUAUGAACGGGUUCGGAUCAGCAAAGCAUAGCCCGGCGCUGUCUGCUGUCGGCUCGGAUUCUAACUUGCAAGUUCCCGACAAGAAACUUUCCGAGCGCCUCGGACUUUCACAGCUCAAGAAAAAUACCUUCUCCAAGGGUCAUUCCCUGAUACCGCGGGCUAUCACGAACCGCAAGGAGUCUCGUGUUUCCAAUCUCGCGAAGCAUUUUGAACAACUCAGUCGGGAGUUCGAGCGAGAACGGAUCAGAGAAAGGAAAGUACGGGCUGCGAGAAACAGACAAUCAAGGAUAUAUCCAUUGGCUGUGUCAAAACCCAUUGUUGAAGUCUACAAAGAUGUGGACGAAGCAGUCGAGGAAAGAGGCUAUUCUGACGACGUCUUUGACAUGGACGAGCCGCAGGACGACAAUCAGAAGUCAAUAGACACGGCUGAAGGCAUGGCCAAGCUCGAUGUUACACGACAUGAGGAAACACUUCCUCCAAUAGAAGCAGGAGCUACAGACAUUACCGAAAACGAGGCCGAUACACAACUCUCGAGCCACGCACCUUCUGAGAAUGACGAGCGAAGCGAUGUCGAGGACGCCUCAGAAGAGAUAUAUUUACCAGACUCGCCUGAAGACCUCUUACGCAUGUCGCAGGAGGACAUGGACCUCAAAGAGCUUCCGAAGCAUGAACGCACGUCGCUGAUGAAGAUGUUGACCAAUUUCUGGGCUGAACGUUCCUCGAGCGGUUGGACUGCGCUUGAGUAUCCUCUUGGUGCAUCUGACCACAUCUUCGCGGAUUGUGACAUUAUCGUUCGUGAGGAUGAACCGAGUUCCAUCAUCGCCUUUGCGCUGGAUUCACAAGACUACAAAACGAUGUUGCAAGAUUUGCAGAAUCGUCCUAUUCGCGACACCGUCCACGAUCUUAGUGGGCAUGAUCACUCCGAUGCCUUACAGGCUGAUGUUAUGCACUCCCUGUUACGCAAGACAGGGACUCACUUGAAGUACCAGUUCCAAGAAGGCCCAGCUAAGAUGCUCUGCAAAAUAUUCUUCGCCGAGCAGUUUGACGCCGUACGCAGGAAAUGUGGCGUCGCGGAUCGAAUCAUCGAGUCUCUGUCGCGAUGUGCCAAAUGGGAUUCGAAAGGCGGCAAGACCAAGUCACUCUUCCUCAAGACUCUGGACGAUCGCUUCGUGUUGAAGUCUCUUUCACCCAUCGAAACGCAAUCAUUCCUCAAAUUCGCCCCUAAUUACUUCCAAAUCAUGUCCGAAGCAUUCUUCCACGAACUUCCCUCUGUUAUCGCCAAAAUGCUAGGCUUUUACCAGAUCAUCAUCAAGAAUCCUGUCACGGGCCUCGAGUACAACUGGUUUUUGUUGGUCAUGGAGAACUUAUUCUACGACCGCAUUCCAACUCGAAUCUUUGAUUUGAAAGGCAGCAUGCGCAACCGCAAAAUCAACGCGACUGGCGAGAAGAACGAAGUGCUACUUGAUGAGAACAUGGUCGAAUUCAUAUACGAAUCCCCGCUGUUCACGCGCGAGCAUAGCAAGAAACUCCUCCGGAGUAGCGUGCACAACGACACACUCUUCCUGGCGAGACAGAACGUCAUGGAUUAUUCUCUUAUGGUCGCCAUUGAUGAAGUGCGCAAGGAGCUCGUCGUGGGAAUAAUUGACUGCAUCAGGACAUAUACAUGGGACAAGAAGCUCGAGAGCUGGAUUAAAGACCGUGGAUUCGCAAGAGGCGGAAAGAACCGCCCUACUGUCACGAGUCCAAAGGAGUAUAAGCGCCGGUUCCGAGAGGCAAUGAACCGGUAUGUGCUUGAGGCGCCGAACUGCUGGCAUCAGUUUAAGCCGCUGAAAGUCGAAAGGCGCGUGCUCAAAAUGGAUGGGGAUAAGGAUGGGGAUAAGGGUGAGAAUGAGGUGCAGAUCCUGGCGUAGGUCAACUUCAAGGGAAGGGCCAUCAUGGGAGUAGAGAUGCCUCAAGACUUCGUAAUUGCUUGUGAGCGAGUAGAUUUUAGCCAUUGCAUACUAUAGCGACAGGGCGCUGGUUGGGUAGAGCAGGAUGCCUACUAUGCAUUGCUAGUAGUAAGUCCUUGAUAGCAUGAUAAGGAAUGAGACCACGAGUGAUGAGAAAGAGAUGAAGGAUGUCUUCAGGUCUUGUCCAGGAUCUUUGCAUUCGAC